This is a messenger RNA of Sphaeramia orbicularis (orbiculate cardinalfish), 2751 nucleotides long. It is a transcript of the gene cpz, whose product is annotated as carboxypeptidase Z. The transcript has 13 exons. Gene Ontology annotation, biological process: protein processing; peptide metabolic process. Gene Ontology annotation, molecular function: zinc ion binding; metallocarboxypeptidase activity; protein binding. NCBI's taxonomy places the organism in Eukaryota, Metazoa, Chordata, Actinopteri, Kurtiformes, Apogonidae. The coding region runs from base 4 to 2139 and encodes 711 amino acids. The record is from RefSeq and is a predicted model, not a curated record.
GGGAUGUUCCGCGCAGACAAAGGAAGGAGGUCUCCUGUGCUGUGGGUGGUCAUUAUCAUCCAGCUUAGACAACGGAAAGGUCUGCAGCUCCAAACGCACACAAUGCCACAUCACACACCGCGGACGCAGCUCUCCAACAUGCGUUUCGGACUUUGGCUCCUGUUCGCUUUGUUGACGGAAAGUUGGUGCGCCCCACAGCAGACAUGCCACCCGGGAGACGAGUUUUUGGGAAGAUGCAGCAGGAACGACGUAUUCGAAGAAAAACCUACCUGCACAGAGCUGAACCUGGGCUACUGUAAUGACAUGGACUAUUCUAGUACUAUAUUCCCCAACAUCCUUGGGCACCGGACUCGUCUGGAGGCUGAAUCUGGAGCGGAGUAUUUGCUCCUGAGUGUCAUACAUGGCUUGCUCAAUGGGGAGUGUUCACCUGAGAUCCGUCUUGUAGGCUGCUCAGUACUCGCCUCACCGUGCCAAAAUGACAAGAUGAUCAAGCCCUGCCGCACCACAUGUGAAGCUCUGAGGAAGGACUGCUCUCAUGCCUUUGAGUCCAUCGAAAUGGCCUGGCCCUACUUCCUGGACUGUGACCGCUUCUUUGCCAGUAAUGAAGAAGGCUGCUAUGACCCUCUGGCAGGGCUGAGAGCCAGACAGGAGCUAGCACUGUCCAGCAUCUCCCCUGAAGAACCCAGCACCAUCAUCCAGUUCACCUACGCCUCCAACGCCCAGAUGUACAGUCUGCUGAAGAGAACGGCAGCCAAGUGCUCCCACAUCUCUCAUGUAUACAGCAUCGGACGCAGCACCGAAGGCAGAGAUUUACUGGUUAUCGAGUUCACCAACAACCCUGGACAGCAUGAGCUAUUGGAGCCUGAGAUCAAGCUGGUGGGAAACAUGCACGGCAAUGAGGUGCUGGGCCGCCAGCUGCUCAUCUAUCUGACUCAGUACUUGUGUUCAGAGUACAUCCUGGGGAACCAACGGAUUCAGCAGAUCAUCAACACCACUCGCAUCCAUAUUCUGGCCUCUAUGAACCCUGAUGGUUAUGAACUGGCCGCUUCAGAGGUAGAGGAUAGCACUGACCCGGAGCUCAGCAACCAGGAAGGUCACUUGUUAAAUGGUUGGACUAAUGGUCGGACCAACGCCCAGAACAUUGACCUAAACCGCAACUUUCCAGACCUUACCUCCGUCUUCUAUAGGAACCGCCGUAGCAGGUACUACCGCAUCGACCAUAUCCCAAUCCCAGAUGCCUACUGGUUUGGAAAGGUGGCACCAGAGACCCACGCAGUCAUGAAGUGGAUCAGGUCCCUGCCCUUCGUUCAGUCUGCCAGCCUCCACGGUGGGGAGCUGGUGGUCUCCUAUCCCUUUGACUUCUCCAGACACCCACAUGAGGAGAGGAUGUUCUCCCCCACACCAGAUGAGCAGAUCUUCAAGCAGCUGGCUCGGACCUAUGCUGACGCCCAUGCCACCAUGUCAAAUAAUGACACAGACAGAUGUGGAGCCUCCUUUUAUCGGACUAGAGGCAUCAUCAAUGGAGCACUGUGGUACAGUUUUGCUGGUGGUAUGUCAGAUUUCAACUACUUGCACACUAACUGUCUGGAGAUCACUGUGGAGCUCGGCUGUGAUAAGUUCCCCUCAGAGGCGGAGCUUUACCCAGAGUGGAAGAGGAAUAAAGAAGCUCUGCUCAGUUUUCUGGAGUCUGUUCAUCGGGGGAUAAAAGGUGUUGUUAGAGAUACUGAUGGCAAUGGGAUAAAAGGAGCAACUAUCUCUGUCAGGGGUAUUAGGAAAGAUGUUACAACAGCUGACGAUGGAGAUUACUGGCGGCUGCUGAACCCUGGUACUCACAUCCUGACAGCCACAGCUAAGGGUUACUCCAAGGUCAACAAGAGGGUCCACAUCCCUCAUAAUAUGAACAAAGCAGGACGUGUAGACUUUGUGUUGAAAAAGGUUGUCGUGGAGCCUGACAUUGAUGACCACCUGUUCCCCACAGUAGACACAUGGGAUCGAUUCGACCCAUAUAACCAGUUUGAGCGCUACAGUGAGCCAGGACUGGGAGAGGAAGGGAUAGAGCGGCAGGAGAAGCCCUGGUGGUGGAACUACUUCUCCCAGUCUGGUAUAUCACCUCCAAACUGGCUGCUCCGAAAUGUAUAAUUACCUUUUUCAGAGGACCAUUGAGCAUUCCACUGCAGCUUGGUACAGUGAGACUCCCACAUCCAGUCCCUCUGCUGUGCACAAGGGGUUUAUUUGUAACAGGAGCUGUGACACUGCAAUUAACAGUGCCAAAAAAUGAAAAUAAAUGAAUCUGUGGUUUCUGGUUGGAUCUGAAUAGGUGUUUUCUAUCAUGUAAAAAAAUAAAUAAAUAAAUAGAAUGGUGCAAGUGAGUACCAACUUUUACAAACUGCAUCAAUUGGAAGUCAAAAUGGUAUGCACUUAUUAAAAUAUUGAAAAUGACAGAGUACAAUUUUACAUGAAGGCAGCUGUAUAAGUAAUUUUUCUGCACACUUAAAAAAAAAAAUGCAAUUGGGUGAAAAUGUAAAUCUAAUUUGACUAGGUUGUUUCCUGUGUUUUGACCACUUUUUUUUUUUUUUUUUUUUUUUUUUUACAAUUUCCAACUCAUUACUGAAAUAAAAUAUUUCAGACCUCUAAGCAUCUCAUAUUGAGCACCACAUUUAAGCUUGAUGUAGCAGCAAUAACUGUCAUCUGUGAACAGUAUUGCUUUAUUUUUCACAAGCAUGGAAAUGGAAAAUAAAUAUCACGGUAUUU